This is a messenger RNA of Melanotaenia boesemani (Boeseman's rainbowfish), 1302 nucleotides long. RefSeq names its product Fc receptor-like protein 5. The record is from RefSeq and is a predicted model, not a curated record. Bases 208 to 1020 code for a protein of 270 amino acids. Gene Ontology annotation, biological process: cell surface receptor signaling pathway. Gene Ontology annotation, molecular function: transmembrane signaling receptor activity. Lineage: Eukaryota; Metazoa; Chordata; Actinopteri; Atheriniformes; Melanotaeniidae. The transcript has 6 exons.
CUGUAAAACAGAACUGAUAGUUUCCAGGGCAUUUAGUUGAGGAGAAACCACACUGAUACCCACAAAGUUCAUUUAUUUUCGAACUGAUCACACAAGCUUUCUUGAUGAGCAGCGAGGAAACCACAGCACUCACUCAGUCACAGAGGAGGUGGACGAACAGGAGGUUAAACUGACCAAAGAGUGGCUCUGACAUCACCAAGCAUCAGGAUGGAGGAAGCGUCGCUGCUGCAGCUGCUCUUUCUGAACUCACUGCUUUGCUGCACAACACACCAAGCCCGUUUGACUGCGAAUCCCAGAUGGUCUCAGUUCUUUACGGAGGCAUCUGUGUCUCUGAGCUGUGAGGAGGACGGCAGCUCUGCUGGAUGGACUGUGAGGAGAAAAACAGCUGGAGGAACUGUGUCUCAGUGUGGAAAAGGAUGGGGAAAACUAAUGGCUUCCUCUUGUAGCAACAGUCUGAUGCUCGAAUGGGACUCUGGAGUUUACUGGUGUGAGUCCAGAGAGGGAGCAACCAGUAACAGCAUCAACCUCACUGUCACUGGUGGAUCAGUGAUCCUGCAGAGUCCUGUCCUCCCUGUGAUGGAGGGAGAUGACCUCACUCUGAGCUGUCAAUCAAAGCCUCCCUCCAACCUCCCAGCUGCUUUCUAUAAAGAUGGCUCCCUCAUCAGGACUGAGUCUACAGGUCACAUGACCCUCCACCAUGUUACCAGGUCUGAUGAAGGUCUCUACAGGUGUAGCAUCAGCAGUUAUGGAGAGUCUCCACCCAGCUGGAUCUCUGUCACAGGUAAACCUACAACCACAGCCCUGCCCACUACUAGAGCCCCACCCACAACCAAAGCAGACUGUACCACAACUGUAGCCCAGGGCCCUGAUGUAGCACCUCUCCCUACAGAAGCUCCACCCCCUGCCUCACCCUCCCUCCAUCUUGUGUUCACUCUGCUCCUCCACCUGCUGGUGUUCUGUCCGUACUUCAUCUCCACCCUCCUCAUGGUGUCUUUAUAUCGACAAGGACACAGGAAGUGAUUUUUCCAUCUCGAUGGUGAUGACCCCUCCCACCCUGCUGAGAGGGGAACAGUGAUGAUGGUGAUGAAGCCGCCUCAUAUUAUUUCUGAAAUGGAGCUUACUGGUUCAUGCUGCUGAUGGGAUCUCGUUCCUGGUUCAGUUCUUCAUCUUGUUGCAUGUUCAUAUUUUCCUGCUAUUAAACUGUAUAUCAAGUACAACUAAUCUUCUACUUUAUUGUAUUUUUCUUGAUUAAAGCUGGUUUGUUAUUGGCUUAGUAACGAACUCUGGGUUAAACUUCAGAUG